UUUCAUGCUUGGAUUUGUAUUUGAAGCAAAAAUUCUUACAGAAACAACAAAUAAUUAAAAGCAACAACAUAGAUGAUGUCAACUCCAUCGUCUUUCUAUUUCUGCAUUGCACUUUUAAUAAUCGCCACGAGAGAGCGUGCGACACUAGGUCUCGAACCUGUGUGAUUGGCGGUGGAUCAAGUUUCACGUGAAGCUGCGCUAAAACCGGAAACAUGAGUCGAGCGCGUGCGUAAAAUAAUAUGUACGACAUCUAAAUUACAUCCUUUAACUUUUAUUUUGAAGAUAAACACCGGAUAAAUUAAUUAUGCGCGUCAUAACUCAUCUAACUUUAACCCCCCCCCAUCCUUCUGUCGACUUCGGUCCCCGAGGUUGCGAUCCUCGGCAGUGUGUAGGCUGGCUCCCCCGCGGCCAGGUCGGCGUUCAGGGACCCCCUCUAGCAUCCCGAAGACCUUGAAGAGCCUGAAGCACGCCAUGUGGCCGCGUGCGUUUGGAGGGUGAAGAGUGAGGGGCUUCAUCACCAGCCCACACAACCCUGCGUCGAACCGGGGGGGGGGGAGGUCUCGCUUUGUGUGAGUUGAGGACAGUCCCAGUGGCAAUGGAGCCUUCGCAAAAUGGGAUUGAAAAUGAGGAGGACUGCCAAGGUGCCGACGAGGAAGAGGAGGUUGACCCAAGAAUCAAGGGAGAGCUGGAGAAGUUAAACCAGUCCACAGAUGACAUCAACCGCUGGGAGAGUGAGCUGGAGGAAUUCCGCCAGCGCUUCCGCGCCGUGCUCGUGGAAGCCACCGUCAAGCUGGACGAGCAGGUGAAAAAGAUUGGACGGGCGGUCGACGACUCAAAACCUUAUUGGGAGGCCCGCAAAGUGGCCAGACAGGCCCAGGUGGAAGCCCAGAAGGCCACCCAGGAGUUCCAGCGGGCGGUGGAGAUCCUUCGGGCCGCCAAGGAGACCAUCGCCCUGGCCGAGGAGCGGCUGCUCGAGGAGGACAGCCGCCAGUUUGACUCGGCCUGGCAGGAAAUGCUCAACCAUGCCACACAGAGGGUCAUGGAGGCCGAGCAGAGCCGAACGCGCAGCGAGGCCGAGCACAAGUCGACCGCGGCCAACUACACGUCCUGCGUCGGCCACAUGAAGCAACUGGAGAAGAAGCUCAAACGCUCCAUCACCAAAUCAAAGCCGUAUUUUGAGCUGAAAGCAAAGUAUUAUCUCCAGCUUGAGCAACUGAAGCGUCAGGUGGACGAGCGGCAGGCCAAGCUGGUGGUGGCGAAAGCCGAGUACCGCGCCGCCCUUCGCAGCCUGGAGAACAUCUCCGAGGAAAUCCACGCCCAGCGCCGCUCCGUCGGAACUCGAGGGCGGGGCGUCGGCGCCGAGCUCGACGGCGAGGGCUUCGCCGUGGAUUUCGACGGCCUGUCAAUGGUGUCGGUGUGCAUCGACGACGACUCGGAGGAAGACGCUCAAUCCGCGCCAUCCAGUCCAUCCGCCUCGGCCACCCUCGACGUGCCCUCACCGCCAUCCCCGACCUCCUUGCUGCACAUCCCCUCUUCCCCCUCCUCCCCGUCCUCGUCUUCCUCCUCCUGCCCCGGUGCCCUGGAGGAGACCGAGCAGAAGGCGCUGAGGCCACUUUGGAAGGCAACGCCAGCAGUCUUAACUUGACCGUUGCGCACACCCAACCGGACACCGACGUGGAUGAUAAAAAA
Hippocampus comes (tiger tail seahorse) is the source of this 1689-nucleotide messenger RNA. It is a transcript of the gene sh3bp5a, whose product is annotated as SH3-domain binding protein 5a (BTK-associated). The transcript is spliced from 9 exons. Lineage: Eukaryota; Metazoa; Chordata; Actinopteri; Syngnathiformes; Syngnathidae. Gene Ontology annotation, molecular function: protein kinase inhibitor activity. Gene Ontology annotation, cellular component: cytoplasm. Bases 596 to 1645 code for a protein of 349 amino acids. The record is from RefSeq and is a predicted model, not a curated record. Gene Ontology annotation, biological process: intracellular signal transduction.